AUGGUGGAGGGUGCACAUACGCACCGUGACGCCGACGACCGGGGCAUGCGUGGGAGAUUCCACGGUGGACGUGGAAGACAUGGCAGAGGCGGGGCGCCUUGCCGACGUUCGCCACAACCGCUGGCCGGCGAGGAUGAGGGCGAGGAGACCAUUUUAGACGUCAAUCUCUGCAGCGACCGACAGACGCGCAGUGAAGCUGAGGACUUCGACGAGGACGACCUUCGCGACUUGCGGCGUUUGGCCCCAGGUUACAUGGAUUUUGGGGAUUUUGAUGACGAGGGGACGAUCGCAUAUGAGGAUCUACCUCGUUUUGAUGACGAGGGGAUGACCGAAUAUACGGGUCUGCCGAUGUUUUAUGAAGAGGGUCCAACUCUGUUUGAUGCACAGGGGUCGACCGAGUCUGUGGAUCUGCCUCGGUUUGAUGAGCAGGUGUCGACCGAGAAUGAGGGUCCGUCUGUUUUUGAGAAGGUAGAAGCUGAAGCGGGAGAUGUGGAAGCUGAAACUGGGAAGUAUCAUUCUCUCAGGCCAGAUCUUAUUCAAAAGACAAAAGGAGUUGGUGUUGAUGUGAUUUACACUUAUGUUUUCUGGAAUGGGCAUGUGCCUGAAGCUGGGAAGUAUUAUUUUUAG
This is a messenger RNA of Striga asiatica, 627 nucleotides long. The record is from the annotation of a GenBank genome assembly. Lineage: Eukaryota; Viridiplantae; Streptophyta; Magnoliopsida; Lamiales; Orobanchaceae.